Molecule: messenger RNA, 2139 nt
Organism: Suillus plorans
Lineage: Eukaryota; Fungi; Basidiomycota; Agaricomycetes; Boletales; Suillaceae
Exons: 8
Coding region: 1-2139 (712 amino acids)
Source: RefSeq, a predicted model, not a curated record
AUGUCAGCAGAAGAGCGCCAGAGGCUCAAGGCUCUUGCAGAUCAGUGGGCGCAUUCGAGCCCCAAUGCAUUUGACACAUGCGACAACAAUGUGAUGGACUUCAAGAACAUAUUGACUGGUGCUCACCCGAUAGACAUCAGUCAUGCUGGCGACGCUGAGAAUGUCUUGUUAACCAUUGCAUCAACGGAUCGUUUCGUGGCUUCUGCUCUUAUCCACCAUGGUGUAAUACCCUGUUCCCCUAUAUCUCCAUCUGUGGCUAUCUCCAUAGAUGCACUGGAGCUUUAUUGUGUUGCCAGGUUGCACAACCCGCAUUUUUCGAUACAGGCAUAUGUUAAGUCAAUCUGUGAUUUGCAUGGGACCAUCUUUCAUAGGUACCUGUCUCACCAAUUUUUGAUUGCAUUCAAUCUUUACCUUCACAUCCACACUCAUGUUAACUCUCUCGUUGACAUUGCUCUGGGUCGAAAUGCUGUGGACUGGCACCUGAAAAACACAUGCCCCUGCUGCACCUAUGAAUUGGAGGACGAUGCACCAAUGUCAUUCAAGCUCCUGUACGCUAUGGACGGCAAUGACUCACUGAAGAGAGUAUCGCAUCAGCUAAUGGGCACCAACGGAGAUCAUACAGGCCCUUCUAUCGAACUUCCUACAACCCAGCGAGGGCCAACUGAUGACGAGAAUCUCUGUGCUGGCCAUUGGAAAAAUAUGGACGAGGAUAAGACUAAGAAGACUUGGGGGGUGUAUGAUGAAACAGGGAUCUUUAUUGCUGUUUGUCAGCAUGGUUUCUAUCUACUGAUUGCAGAUAUGGUGCAGAGUGGAGAACGUGCUAAGUAUCCACUUGCUGUGGUAGCCAAGCUUCUCAACAGUUUUGGUGCUGGUCUCGGUGGUGGGUAUGAUAUAGGGUGUCAGUUCAAGACCACCCUCGACAACAGCAUUUUAGGUCCUCAAGCUCGCGCACUCCAUCAUUCCUGCCUUGUGGGAGCCUUCCACGGAUAUGCUCAUCAACGAAUCUGCCAAUUGGACCACUUGGCAACGUAUGUUGAAGGUCUGGGCCUGGAAGACCUGGAAACCUGUGAGCGAACAUUUUCGAAAUCAAACGCACUGGCAUCAACGAUCCGUUAUGCCAGUGUUUUUCACCGUCAACAACUCAUAUCAGUGUACUUCCAGCAUAAUGAUGAAUUCGAUGUCUAUCCUAAUCUCAGAAACUUCUUGUAUAAUCACUAUAGGCAGGCACUUGAUAUCCUUGAGAACAGCCAGAUCAACCUCUCAAGAGUCAUGCAAGAUCUCAACAUCACAGAUGUCUCCAUGUUCAACCAAUGGAUCACCGAUGAAAAGGAGUACCUACAAGGUCUGAAAAGUGAGCCGGAACAAGAGACACUCCAGAUGGAGUAUUGGCAGAAGCUAAUCCAUCUCGCGGCAAGCCAAAGCAACAUGGACACGAUGAGGUCCAUUUGGACAUCAUCAACACCUUCAAGCACCUCAUUCUGCGCAUCAGAUGCUGCCACGACUCGGAGACUCAAGAUGACACGGAGACACGCCCUUGAGAACUUCGAGAAGGACCUGCAGGUGGUACAAGACCUGGAGAGCAAGCUUAGAGUGACUCAAUGCUGGAUUCCUAGCACUCCCAAGUGGGAAGAUGUGGGACAAUUGGUUGCAAUGAGGAAGUAUCAGCAUGCACUCGAUGCUCUAGAGGGCCUUGUAGUGGCUUGCAUAUUUGAACUGACAAAAUUGAACCGCUCAGGAACCAGUUACAAGUUGCGCAAGCACAUCGCAAAGGCCUUACAGACACGCUCCUCAACCAUCCGUUCUGCCUUUGAUCGUUACAAUGCAGCAGCAUUAUCUCUAAUGCCUCCUUGCAGAACCCUGAGAUGGGAUGAAGUCAUCGAGUACGUGUUCCUUGCUGAUUUCAACCUACUACGUGAUGCCCGUCAGGAUAUCUCGCAGCGUCCUUGGGCAACACCAGCUGCUCACCAAGCCACAGACCUCUAUUUCAAGAUGUGUCAUGCCAAGGAGGAGGUCCUGCACCUCAACAACAAAAUCCGCCGCCUGGUUACAUACAUCCACAACGAAGAACACUACCUACAAGACUGUUAUACUCAGCUUGAACCCUCUUGCCCUGCACUAGCCCACCAGAUCAGCCUGUGA